AUGGGAAGCAAUUGUGCAACAUGUUAGAGUUGUUAGAAAAAGGAAGAAGUUAUAAUGAGUCAGGAAGAAUAACAAUCAUCUAGAUAAAUGCAUGAAUAUUCAUAAUAGCCAAAUGAGGAAGAUGAUGAUAAUGAUCGUAUCACUUUUACCAUAAACACUUAGAUCUUGAAGAUAAAAACCUAGAUGGGUCAAGCCAAAUUGUGCAAAAAUAUUUGAACUUGGAUUUAAAACCAAAAAAAGAAGUUGCUCCAAUUUAAUCGGUUCCUGCCUAAAUUAUAGAAAUUCCAUAAGCAUAAAUUGUCAUGACAAAUGGUAAAUGAAUUUUGUACAUCAUUAGAAUCAAACUAAGAUAGUAAAAAACGAAAAAAUGAAAUGAUGUUGAGAAAUUAGGAAGACAUGCACGAAACUAACAUAAGCAAAUGGGAAAAUUCAGUUAGAGAGAGGAGACCUAGACAUAUAUUUAAAGUAUUAUGGUUCUUUCAUAAAAAUAUUAGAGUGGAGCCUACUAUGAUGGUGAGUGGAUUGGUUAAAGUAGAGAUGGGUAUGGAAUUUAAAUUUGGAGUGAUGGAGCAAAGUAUGAAGGCGAUUGGAAGAAUAACAGAGCUAAUGGCAGAGGUAAAUUUUGGCAUGUUGAUGGGGAUUUCUUUGACGGUGAAUGGAAAGAUGAUAAGGCUUAUGGAAAAGGCGUUUAUACUCACCUCAAUGGAGCAAAAUAUGAAGGUGAUUGGAUGGAUGAUCUUCAACAUGGAUUUGGAGUAGAGAUAUGGGCUGAUGGUGCCAAGUUUGAAGGAUAAUAUUAGAAUGGAAAAAAGGAAGGAUUUGGAAAGUACUUCUGGUCAGAUGGUUCUUCUUAUAUAGGGAAUUGGAGUGAAAAUAAGUUAUUUGGAUUUGGUAUAUAUACAUGGCCUGAUGGAAGAGUAUAUAUAUAACUUAUUUUAGAAAUAUUUAGGGGAGUGGGCAAAUAAUCAAAUGAAUGGAAGAGGCAUAUACUUAUGGAAGGACGGUCGAAAAUAUGAAGGCUUUUAUUUGAAUGACAAAAAGCAUGGCUAUGGAAUCUACAUUUGGCCUGAUGGAAGGGUAUAGCUAUUAUUUAAUUCUAGAAAUACGAGGGGUAUUGGAAUAAUGGUAAAUAAUCCGGAAAAGGUAGGUAUGUGUUACAGAAUGGCAAGAGUUAAUUAGGACUUUGGGAAGAUGGAAAAAGAGUUAAAUGGGUGGACUAAUCAGAGUAAAAUGCAGACAUAAGUCCCAAAGAUUGGAAUUAAUAUGUAUAUCCAACCUUGGUUUAAUGA
Messenger RNA from Paramecium octaurelia, 1289 nucleotides. Lineage: Eukaryota; Ciliophora; Oligohymenophorea; Peniculida; Parameciidae. The record is from the annotation of a GenBank genome assembly.